CCGUGAAUGAAACUUAUACUAGCCUAAUGGAAAAAACGUGCGACAGGCUGGGCCGGCAUCUGGGUUUAUUGGGCCUCCACCGCGAAAUAAAGCCCAAACAAGGAGUAGAGACGACGACGACCCCUGAGGACUGGAAAGGGAAGGAAGCGGCAGCACAGCACGAGAAUCCCUCGCCUCCCCCCGCCCCCCUCCCGUCGUCGACCCGACCUCGAUCCGCCACCGCCCGCCGCAGGAAGCCAAGCCAAGGCCAGAUGGCGGCCUCACUCGUGUCCUCGCUCACUGUGCCCCUCGUCUCCGCCGUCCUCGGUGCCGCCAUCGCCCUCGUCUUCCUCGCCGGCUACCUCAGCCGCAAGCGCGCCGCCAUCGCUCACAUCCCUCCCACGGCGACCGCCGCCGCCCCGGACCAGCCUAAGCAUGUCCGCCCCUCCAACCAGGCCCAGAACAAGAAGGGCCACCUCCGCGCGCAUCACCACGCGGCCGACAAGGACGCGGCCAAGAAGCACCACCAUCUCGAUGUCAACACCUUGAGGGGGCAUACUGACUCCGUCACUGCACUUGCCUUCUCCAAUGACGCUGGCAACCUAGCAACAGUAUGCGCCGAUGGAGCCAUCAGGGUAUUCAGGAUCGAUGAUACCUCUAGCAAGAGCUUUAAAAUUCUGAGGAUAAACUUGCCUGCUGGAGCACACCCUACCGCUGUUGCUUUCUCAGAGGGGUCAUCAUCUGUUGUUGUGGCAGCACAGGCGCUUCUGGGGUCAUCUCUCUAUAUGUAUGCAGAUGUUAGCGCUCCUCCAACCGCGGAAAACAAACAGCAGGGAAAGCUUUCUCCACCUGAGAUCAAGUGGAGUCACCCCAAGAUCCAUGGCAAGGAGUCUGUGCUCAAUGUUGCAGCAGCCCGUGCAACUCAUGGGUCCGGUGAUGGGAGCACUAUAAUUAUCUCAUGCUCAGAAGCAACUGAUAUCAAAGUUUGGCACGGGAAGAGUGGAAAGGAGUUGGGUACAGUUGACACCAAUCAAUUAAAAAAUAAUAUGGCUGACAUAUCCCCAAAUGGUCGCUUCAUAGCUGCUGCCGCUUUUACUGCCGAUGUCAAGGUGUGGGAGAUAGUUUACUCGAAGGAUGGUUCAGCGAAGGAGGUUAAUAAAGUUAUGCAACUCAAGGGUCAUAAGAGUGCUGUUACUUGCUUGUGCUUCGCUCCAAAUUCUGAGGAAGUGAUUACUGCAUCCAAAGAUGGUUCCAUUCGAGUAUGGAACAUUAAUGUAAGGUACCACCUCGAUGAGGACCCAAAGACCUUGAGAGUUAUGCCAAUUCCACUUCAUGACUCAAAAGGUUCUGUUUGCCAAUAUGACCAUAUGAACGUCUCUCCUGAUGGUAAAAUUCUGGCUGUAACAAGUGGAUCAACGUUGCAAUGGUUAUGUGUGGAAACUGGUACAGUUUUGGAUACAGCUGAGAAAGCACAUGAAGGUGAUAUAACUGGCAUUGCUUGGGCUCCACGAAAAAUUCCCAAUGGUGGCGUGCCUGUGUUUAUUUUGGGGACUGCUGGUGUGGACAAAAAGGUGAAACUUUGGUCAGCGCCAGAGGUUGGUUCAACAUGAGCGGAUAAGGACUGAAUCCUGGGGCCAUCCCCUAACUGCAUAAGACAGCUUUGCCAAGGGCACAUAAUGGAAGAAAGAGGAAACAAAAGAAGGAUGCAAGCUAACUAGCCCAGAACAGGGAAGGCCUUGCUUGGUGCUCCUCUGUUGAUAUCGCACUGAACUGAGGCAUAUUUUUGUUCCAUUGAGUUUGAGGGAUAGUACCGAGGGAGGCUUAUUACUGAUGAGUGUGAAACAUGGCGAGCACGCCCCAAUGCAACAGGAAGGCACCAUCCUUGGGGUUGUAGUUGUGCUAUAUAGGCAUAUAGCCUGCCAACUCUUUAUAAAAUAAACUGAAUGUUGUCUGCAUUUUUCUUUCGUUCCUUCUACUGGGAAUGAUCUGGCUGUGUGAUCCAAAUAAUUUGUGCUGCUGCUGCUUCGAAUACACGCCGUGUUUUUGUUUAUCUACUCUA
Messenger RNA from Sorghum bicolor (sorghum), 2038 nucleotides. RefSeq names its product transducin beta-like protein 2. NCBI's taxonomy places the organism in Eukaryota, Viridiplantae, Streptophyta, Magnoliopsida, Poales, Poaceae. The record is from RefSeq and is a predicted model, not a curated record. Gene Ontology annotation, molecular function: protein binding. The coding region runs from base 27 to 1589 and encodes 520 amino acids. The transcript has 10 exons.